This is a messenger RNA of Juglans regia (Persian walnut), 1164 nucleotides long. RefSeq lists its product as uncharacterized. Lineage: Eukaryota; Viridiplantae; Streptophyta; Magnoliopsida; Fagales; Juglandaceae. The transcript has 6 exons. Bases 1 to 1164 code for a protein of 387 amino acids. The record is from RefSeq and is a predicted model, not a curated record.
AUGGCUCCAAUUACUACUCGAGGACGUGGAGGACAAUCAUCCCGAUUGACUUCAAGAGGUGCUCCUACGAAUCAACUACGAUCAUUUCAUGAAGGAUCUUCUUCUAUGGGAGGAUCCUUGCCAAUAGACUCAACAACAAUUGAGAGUCAAGUGCAUGAAACACAGUCAAGUGGUGAAGGAGCAUCCACUUCUAAGGUGAAACGAGGUCGUGGUAAAGCACAGUGCGUAUCAUUUGAGAAAUUGAGAAAAACUGGUCUCAUUCCAGUGAAGAUAGAAUCGGGCAAUAAGGGAGCUACUGGAACAAAUAGUACUACUUUUAUUAGCAGGGUAGGCUAUAUUGCUAGACAUUUUGCCCCGAUUACAUGUAAAAGCUGGAAGCACAUCCCUGAAGUAGAUAAGGAGGAAUUGUACGCUCGGGUCCGCGGAGAAUUCCUCCUUGACUGGAAUGAAGAUGAAGUCAAAGAGAGCGUUAAAGCAAAAUUACAACGAAGCUACAAUGACUAUCACCAUACAUUGCACAAGAUAUUUAAGAAAUACUCAACAAAAGAAGAAGCGAUUGCUCAUGUCCCAGAUGAUUUGAAUCAAGCUGAUUGGGAAAUAUUAUGUGAUCGAUGGGCAGACCCAAAAUAUAAGAAAUUGUGUGAUCAAAAUGCUUUGAAUAGAAGCAACUUGAAAGUUAAUCAUGUGGCGGGAUCAAAAUCAUUUGCUCGACUUCUCGAAGAAAAGCGUGGGGAGGAUACUACUUUGAUUGAUUUUUACAAACUCACACACUCGAAAGAUGGCUCUUUCACAACUCCUACAGCAGAAGAAAAUUAUCAUAGGAUGAAAGAUUUAUGGAAUGAGAGAAAUACUGCCGGAUCAUCACGGACUGCAGAAGAUAUUUUCAACGAGGUUUUAGGGCAUAAAUCUGGAUAUGCCAAAGGAUUGGGAAAUUAUGUCAUACCUAUUCCAUCAUCUUCACGUUCAUCCAAAGUCAUCCAACUCACUCAACAAGUAGAGAAAUACAAGAAUGAGAUGGAGGUUUAUAAGGAGAAAUGGGAGGAGUCGGUGCAAAGGGCAGAAUCUAUGCAAUCAAAUAUCAACAAUAUGGUAGAGAAACAAAGUGAAUAUGAUCGUCGCCUCUCAGAAAUUAUGGCACAAUUAGAGACUCAUAGAGAGUCCUAA